AUGCAAGCAGAUCCAGGACAGAGCCCAAUAGGCUGGGACACCGAGCCACCAAGCGGCGUGCAAGCCUCCGGACCCUGCGAUUUGUGUUUCAUCAAAAAUCUGCAGAAGCAGGCUGGCAGUCCGUACUACGACGGACCUCAGAUUCGAGAGAGUUCCUUGCUUCCAGUCGCUAGUCCCACACCGACAUCGACGGUCUGCAGUGGCAAGGAAUACGACAUCCAGACCGGCGAUGACUGCUACAAGAUAUCCAAGUCUCAAGGCAUAGGGACUGCCUGGCUGCUUUCAGACAAUUCUCUCACUGCCUACUGCGCCAAUUUUCCACAAAAUGGCAAACUGUGCAUCAAGAACACAUGCAAAGUCUAUACAGUACAGCCUGCCGAUACCUGCGAGAUCAUGGCUAGCUCCAAUAAUAUCACCAUCGCGCAGUUGAAGGCCUGGAAUCCGAUCAUUAACGCUGGCUGUCACAACUUAUACAAGAUGAACGGGACUUCUAUUUGCGUGUCCAAUCCUGGCGUAGCAUAUGUCACGCCCCCAGCUAUGCCUCCUCUGGCGCCAAGCACAGCCGUCAGCGCAGCACCCGUGCCUACCAAUGCGAAGGACGAAUCGAAUCGACAAUGUGGGCAGUGGUAUAAUGUUGAGAGCGGAGACUAUUGCAACCUCGUGACACUGAGACGACCUGGCUACCAUACUCCCGGUCCUUCGGGAGUACCAUUCACCAAAGUCACGUUUACGCCCACUAAGCCCGCUACGAUAACACCCUCGCCCACGCAGCUGAGCCUUGCGCUUGAUACAAGAGACGAUUGCUACCAGUAUUUCGAGGCAUCACAAAUGGAAAGCGACAUAACAGGAACUCUUUAUCGUCACCAAUGCGAUUUGGCUGCAGAUAUCUACGGUGUAGAGAUGUCCGAACUGCUCACCUGGAAUCCCUCACUCGGGAACGACACCGAAGCGCCUACUUGCAGCUUCGAGCCUGGAGUCCGCUAUUGUGGAAGGUUCUACUUCGAGCCCCCAAAGGCCGAGCCCGAAGUAGGCCCAUCGCUGGAAUUUCCGAUCAGAGAAGGGUAUGAUACGAACUGCACUGAGUUCAGGGACGUGUCUAAGGAUUUCACUUGCGAGGAUGUUCUGGCUUUGUUCGAUCUCACCUUGGCUCAAUUCUUCAAGAUGAAUCCGGCCGUAGGCUCAACGUGUGCGAAUCUUUGGACCGAAACGGCAUAUUGCGUCAAGUCGCCCAGUGCCCCACCGCCCACUACGAGCGUCACUUCGACCUCCGUUGCCCCGAGCAGUACAGUUCCACCAGGACCUGGGGCACCAACGCACACUGGACAGCCUACAAACUGUGUUCGAUGGCACAUCGUCGAGAAAGGUGAUGAUUGCUCGAUUCUUGCAAACAAAUACUUCAUCACCUUGGAGCAAUUUUAUGCCUGGAAUCCCGCCGUGUCGAAUGAUUGCCGCGACAACUUCUGGCAGGGAUCGGCAUAUUGUGUGGGCACUUCGGAUUCGAUCAGCGUGAGCAGAUCGGUUCCCCCGCCGUCGCCUACUCCCAGUCCUUUCGUCAUACCAACGCCAAAUCAAGCAAACAACGCGAUCAAAGAAUGCAACAAGGCUGCUCAGGCGCAAGAAGGAGACUGGUGUGCUUUGUUUGCUGAACGAAACGGAAUCACCGACGCGCAACUAUAUGCGUGGAAUGCAGCCUUGGAUAAUGGCAAUGGUUGUGGCACUUCUUUUUGGAAGGAUUACUGCGUUCCCGCAACGAUGGUGCGCUCACUCCCCUACCUCAGUCGCGUCAUGGACAAACUACCACAAGAGCUGAUCAACCGCAUUGUGUAUUUCGCAGAGCGGUACCCAGACCAGGAAGAGUGGGCUUCCGCGAUAGGACAAUCUUUCGAGCCCGAUGGUUCGCCAUCUCAAUUUCCUCGCCUCGCGAUCCUCAAUCGCACUUGGAAGGAAGCAGUUGAGACCAUUACAUUUAACCGUCUCGGCAUCAAAAGCGAUGAGCUGGAAUCGCUCCAGUCCAUCGUAACAGGAAAUCGCCGCAACUAUCUUUCCUGGAUCAGUUUCAGGGCGGAAUUGCCAACAUAUUCGGAAGAAGCAUACGAACACAAAGAAUCACGACUUGAUCAACAUGCCAACAACGAGGCAUUUACAAAAGCUAUAAGCGAACUUUUCACGGUGCUGCGAACUUGGGAAGACAACGGUGUGAAGAAUGGAGUGCGGCUUAUAAUUGCGGGAGCUACGUGCCCGACCGACGCUCGGGAAGUGGAUGAGUUCGAGAUUGAGCAUGGUCUGAGCAGAGAUAUUCAAUCCGCUCGUUGGGCAGAGUCGUACCUGCGCCUUGUUGAACCCCAAAACCUGCCUACAUUGUCUAAUCUGCAGCACCUCACUAUCGAGCGCACCGGCGUGCGAAGCCUUGCACCAAGCGUUGCACCAGAUCUAGCAGUGGCAAUGCCAGAGCUCAGGACAGUGGACUGGGAGUUUCCAGACUACGAGGCUGGUUCUGACGCGGGGUCGGACCAGGACUCGUUGGAUUCAGACUAUGAUCCAGAGUGGGAACCGGCGACAUCUCCCAAGGCGCGCGGUGAGGCGCGCGCCGAAUUUGCUAAUAAGCUCUCGCCGACACAUUUCCGCUCACUCCAUUCUGCCAACAUUGUCUUUGUACACUGCACUCCUUUAGAUCAGAGGUAUACAGUUCCGAGCAUUGUGCCAGAAGGCUACACAUACGACCCGUUCAGUUCAUCAAUCCGAACCUUCUCACAAUGUCUUACAACCCUUACCCUGAGUGCGCACGUCGACCCCACGCUAUUCUGGCCAUCAGACGAAAACGCGACGCCACCGUCUUGGCCACACCUGAAGUCCUUCGACAUCACGUUUGACAUGGUCGCUCCAUCAGGCAAAUGGUACUUCACUGGUGCAACACCGGCCGACGACCCCCACGACGACCCCGGGCGCGGCAUUGUCGGGAGUGUCGAUACGCGCGAGUUCAGCUGGCAUGACUUCCGGCAGCACCCCGACCCAGAAACCUUUGAUCCUUUUCUCGGCGCGCUCGCAAAAGCCGUUGAUUGCAUGCCUGUUCUUGAGUCCUUCAUGCUUACGUCUGAGAUGACGGGUAAGACGGGGAGACUGCACAUUUCGUAUCACGCGCCGGGCCAGAAAGCGGAGUGGGGUGAUGAAGGACCGGAGGACGAACAGCACAGGAGAAUUUACUACGCUUGUGAGACGGGAGUAUGGGUGCCAGAGCCAAAGACCUCUGAAGGACUGAAACGCGCAGGAAUGCAAAAGUAUGGCGGGGAGGUUAUCGAGCGAUACGUGGGCAGUCAGUACUAUUGA
Molecule: messenger RNA, 3324 nt
Organism: Alternaria novae-zelandiae
Lineage: Eukaryota; Fungi; Ascomycota; Dothideomycetes; Pleosporales; Pleosporaceae
Exons: 8
Coding region: 1-3324 (1107 amino acids)
Source: RefSeq, a predicted model, not a curated record